UGAUCGCACAGUUACUACAGCAGCAAUGGCACAAAAGUUCGAAGUAACCGAGAACCAAUGGGCAGCUAUAGAAACUAUAGUUAAAUUACUUAAGCCUCUACAAGUAAUUACAACUGUAUUUUGUGGUGAAAAGUAUUGUUCAAUUUCAAUGGUCAGGCCUCUCCUUAACAUUGUUAUAGAAAAGCAUUUACAGCCUCAGAUAAAUGACGAUGAAAUUGCUCAAAAUUUCAAAUACAUUGUAAUACAAGAAUUAAAAGACCGUUUCAAGUUAAACUGGAAUCCUUCUAGUGUUGUGUCUGCUCGACAAAUUGCAUCUUUUCUCGACCCAAGAUACAAAGAUUUAGAACACGAGGCAGCAGAUGCAAGAGAAGAAAUUCGAACCCGAGUCAAGAGUUUGUUAGAUGAUAUAAGUGAACAUAAUGACGAUAUGCAAAUUCAAACAUCUGAGACAAAAAAUAGCUUCGGGGGACUUGCGUUUCUAUACGGUGAUAAGGGCAACUGUAAUACAGAUGAUUCUACAGUUCAAUUUCAAAAUUACUUGGCAGAACCACAAUUACGGUUUGAUUUUGAUGCAUUGGAAUGGUGGAAGACGCGUGCAACGAAGUAUCCAUUAAUGGUUGUUUUAGCUGUUAAGUAUUUAGGGAUACCAGCAACGUCAGUAAGUUCCGAACGGUGUUUCUCGACUGCUGGAAACAUUGUGACGGCUAAGAGAAGUUGUUUGGCGCCCGAAACGGUAAAUAUGUUGGUUUUCCUUUAUCAAAACAAACAAUUAUUGUAAGGAGAUCAAGGGUGAUUUGUUGUUGGUUUAUUAUUUAUUUAUUAUUCAUAACAUUUUAGGAAUAAAUACUUACCAAUAUACCUCUAUACAUUAUUAAUAUUAUUGAUA
Molecule: messenger RNA, 886 nt
Organism: Metopolophium dirhodum (rose-grain aphid)
Lineage: Eukaryota; Metazoa; Arthropoda; Insecta; Hemiptera; Aphididae
Product: E3 SUMO-protein ligase ZBED1-like
Exons: 1
Coding region: 26-778 (250 amino acids)
Molecular function (GO): protein dimerization activity
Source: RefSeq, a predicted model, not a curated record